CGAUGUCAAACAUUUAAAAACACCCAGACGCAGAAGGUACAAGCUGUGCUUGCAGAAGGUACAGGCUGUGCUCCGUGGGACCAUGGCCACUCGUCUGUUUGAGGAUAGGGCUCACGCUGCUUUUUAUCAGAAAUACAGGUUUUCCCCACAGGAGAACCUACAGGGCGUGAUCUUCUCAUACCUGGAAGAAAAGAGAGUGAGCCCCGGGCAGCUGGCAGUGGACGUGGGUUGUGGCUCAGGCCAAAGCGCUCGGAUGCUGGCAAAACAUUUUGAGAAGGUGGUCGGGACAGACAUCAGUGAAGCUCAGAUCGAGCAGGCCAGGAGAGCUCCACACCCGCCCAAUGUAUCUUAUCUGGUGUGCCCUGCCGAAGAGCUCCCUUUCGAAGACGGCUCUGUGGACCUGGUCACGGCGUUUGCGGCUGCCCACUGGUUUGACGGGCCUCGCUUUCUGAGGGAAGUGGAACGAGUUCUCAAGCCGUCAGGCUGUGUGGUCUUCAGCUCCUACAACUUGGACAUGCGGUUGUGUUACAAAGAUUGUUCAGAUGAGCUAACGGAGAUCUUCAGAGAGAUCCAAGCCCAGCUUUUCAGCUUUAAAAAUGAAAAGAUCAAAUUAGUUGAGAAUAAUUACCAAGAAAUCUUUGAUUCUUUGCCAUUUCAGGAGAAAAAGAGGAUGACGGAUAUUUUCGAUAAGAUUCCCCUGAGUGUUGCUGAAAUAAUAGGAUUUAUCCAGUCACUCACAUCGUACCGACGUCAUCUGAAAAUCCAGCCUGAAGAGGCGAAAUCACUUCUCCAAAACACAGAGCGAAGGUGACAAAAUCUGUUCGCUGGAGUUUCUGGAGACAAUGGGCGUUUCUUCUCGGGAUACCCAGCUGGAGUUGCGCACGAAGCACGUUUGCAUCUUGGGCUGCAAGAGCUCCUGAGAAGAAUGUCAAUCUAAAUGCACAGGGCAGGGCACAUGCGUAGGAAAGCCAGAUUUGGACCCCAGCUCUAUCAGUCGCAGCAGGUGUGAUUCCAGCCAUCCAUUAAUUUCAAGGAGAGUGGGGAACUAGAUGCUAUCAAAGGGCCAGGAGCUUUCUGAAGCCAUUACUUCCUUGCAGCAGUGGCUAGUCUGUCUCCUUGGACCUUGUUCCAAAAGCUCUCUGCAAACGAUCCGUUUAGCCCACUGAUAGGAGCUGGCAAGCUGUUGGGUGGGGAGGAAGAGAAAAGGGCGUCAGCCCACGUGUUGAAACAGAAAAUAAGAGAGCUGGAGGAAUCAUAUCCUCACCGGGAGCUUUACCAUUCUUGAGUGUUUUAAUUAGCUGUAAACAUUCUAAUUCGGUAACAGGAUCCCAGCCCAUUAACAGAUCGGUUUUAAGAGGAGGAAACUGGCUCGGCUUAACACUGUUUGGAGCUGUAUAGAGCUGGGGAAAAUGUUGGUACCAUAAGUUAGAUGAGGUACUGUUGGUUACAAUUUUCCCUUUGGGUGAAACUCCCUGAGCAAUUAUUUCCCAGAAUUUUUUGUCGUCCCGCAAUUUAAUCACUUUGUCAAGUGCCUCCCAUUGUUCCUUCCUGUAGAGGAAUUUCUUAAGUUUUAGAGUAUUUUAUAAUGAGAACGCCACCUGUGAAGGUUUACCAUGGAGGUCAGAGUCCCUUCCUGUUUUACCUUAUUUUGUAGUUGCCUAGCCCAGGAUGUUCGAAAUGAUGGCUAUCACCUUCCUUUACACAAAUCCCUUCCUGCCGCAGCCGAUGCGUCAACCCCCCCCCCUUUUCCAGGAAGAGAGAUUAUCGACUUCGAGACACCCUCGCCAAUUAUGCUUCAAUAAACUGCCAACAUAAAGAAUAAAUUGUUUAUUACUAUUUUUACUAAGGUUUUCCUCCCAUGUACUCUUCUGAGCUGAGAUUUCGUUUACUUUGAUACCUUGUUGCAAGCUGUCAAAAUGUUCCUUCGAAGUGUCAGCGUAAACGUACCAUUGCUGUCAGAAUGUAGCCACUCUUUUCCCCCUUACCCGUUACAAUAUUUAUGUAACCCUUCCCUAGAACAGAACUUGAAAUGUAACCCCUUGAUACCUUUUAUUCAAUAUUGUAUCUAUUUGAUGAAGCAUUGCUGCAGACUUGAAAUAUUGUACGUAGCCCUGUAUAUUCAGUGGUUCCCAACAGGUGGUCCGGGGACCCCAGGGGUCCGCGAGCUAUGCCAGAGGGGUCCGCAAGAUGCUAUUAGAAUAAAAAAUAUAUUAAAUAUAUUUCGUAUGAUAACAGAUUUUUUGUUUUGUCCACUUCCUGCAUGAGCAGAGUCUAGCGCAAAACUAGAAUUAAAUAGAGGCAGUAGUUCUGCUGUAUGCCAUUAGGUGGCGCUUUACAAACACUACUGUUUUGCAAAGAGGCAGCGCACGCAUUCUACUAACGCUCACCUCCCCAAGAUGCUUUGCGUGCGUCGGCUUCAUUUGUGCGCUACUGCACAGGUACCCUGUCUUCUCCAUUCCCCUCCCUCCUCCCUGGCGCGCGCUGCCUCUUUGCAAAACAGUAGUGUUUGUAAACAAAGCGUUGUUUUUCGCGGAAGCUACAGUUCGCGUAGUUAAAAAUGGACCGUUGGUUAAAAAGUGGUUCAUCUCAUUAAGAACUGAAAAUUAAAACUAACUGAUGGAGUACUCUGUUGUAACUGUAAAAAAACGUAUAAAUAUAAAAUAUAAAUAUAAAAUAUAAAAAGACUCUUAAUUUGGCUCUCACUUUUUAAUUUUAGGAUUAGGAAUUAAUGGGGGUCCUUGCAACAAUAGCGGCUCGAUGAGGGGUCCUCGAGAAAAUUUUGUUGGGAACCCCUGUUCUAUGGACUUCUUUCAUGUACCUUUCCCGCCUCGACAUCCCCUAAACCACACUGCCAUCUAGCUGGUCGCGAACAAAUGACACUAAUACACAAGUUCAAGGAAGAAAAACAACUUUAUUUAGAAUUCGAUAUCACCGACGUCUUCCGCACCUCUGCCCAAGUCGCCCUGAAACAAUAAAGGAAAUAUACGUAUGCAUCAACUGGACUAUCACCGAGAAUUAUCACCUUUUGUUUUUCCCCAUCAAGGACUGUCAAUCUUUUGUACAUGCCUGAUUACCUUUUUCCCCACCCGCUUCCCGCCUUUUCCUCCGCAACUGUGUAACAUGGGGAACCGUUCUUAUAAAAGUCCAAUGCUCCUUUUGUUCUGGGUUAUUCACUCCAUCUUGCUGUGUGAGGGGGAACCGCUGUUGCAACAGCUUUUUAUUUCUUUGUUUCUUUGUUCGUGAAUAAACUUUGCCUUGCUUUUGACA
Zootoca vivipara (common lizard) is the source of this 3267-nucleotide messenger RNA. NCBI's taxonomy places the organism in Eukaryota, Metazoa, Chordata, Lepidosauria, Squamata, Lacertidae. The record is from RefSeq and is a predicted model, not a curated record.